Corylus avellana is the source of this 6270-nucleotide messenger RNA. RefSeq lists its product as uncharacterized. Gene Ontology annotation, biological process: regulation of transcription by RNA polymerase II. Gene Ontology annotation, molecular function: transcription coregulator activity; histone H3K9 demethylase activity; chromatin DNA binding. The record is from RefSeq and is a predicted model, not a curated record. NCBI's taxonomy places the organism in Eukaryota, Viridiplantae, Streptophyta, Magnoliopsida, Fagales, Betulaceae. Gene Ontology annotation, cellular component: histone deacetylase complex; chromatin.
UACGAGGAAUUGGGCCACGGACGGGUUAUCGUGGACGAAGCACUCUUUCAUGUUGACUCGGGGCAGGUGUAGAGUUGGAAGUCUGGAACAGUAAUGUCCGAAAUUAGUGAGGAGGAGGGAUAGUGUCACAAACUCCCAACAAGUGGUCCCUUUAAUCUCCCUCUAUUACGUUGAAAGGUAUGCGUGUAGAGCUGUCCCUUCGCUUUGAGGAAACCGAGUAGGCCAGACCAGACAUUGUGGAAUUGAAUGCUGCAAUAGGAUACAUCAUCAAAAGAAUCAUCUUUGUGGUUCUCCAACAGUCAAUGUCCCUGCAUGAUGAAAAGCUUGGUUGAUUUUUAAUUUGUGUUUGGUUUAAGAAAUGAGGAAUGGAGGGCAAAUCCGGUCAGACCCAUAAGAGGGACAUCGAAUUGGAGGUGUAGCGAGAGAGCCUUGGAUGGUAAGGCUUUUUGUGAGAAGCACAAGCUCUAUUGGGUGCCGAGGAACAAGAGGAGGAGGAUGCAGAAGGUUUCUGGUGAAAAUGGCGGUGGAGGGAAAGUGGGUGUCGGGAGGAGGGACAUAAAAAGGCGAAGGAUUGGAGAAGAUUUGGAAAAUGAAGAUGUGGGUCUUGGAGGGGAUGGAGUUCAAGGGUGGUUUGGCGGUGGGAACAGUAAUGGUCUGACCGUAGGGGAAGAGAUUGCACGGCUGUUUGGUGAGGUCAGUGAUGGAAGUAUGCAGCAGCUUUGGGCUUGUGGAGAUGGUCCAGAAUUUGGUGAAGCUGCGAGUGGAAAAAAUGUUGACCGAGUUCUUGGUGGUGGUGGUGACGGUGGUGAGGGGAUUCAAGGUGGGUAUGGUGAAGUCAUCGGUGGAAUUGGUGCUCUGGGUCUUGAUGGUGAAGCUAGUCAGCUAUGGGGCAGUGAAGAUGCUUGUGAAAAUGGCGGUGGGGUUCCUGGCGGCCAAGGAAGUCACGUGGACGGGUUUGGUAGAACUGCAUGUGAAGUAGAUGGCCUAAUUCUUGGUGGUGGUGAAGAAAUUCAAAAUGCGUAUGGUGAGGGUCUUGAUGAUGGUAAAGCUGUUCAGCUUUGGAACAGUGGAAAUGGUUAUCCGAACAGUACUGGGGUUCUUGGCGGUCAAGGAAUUCAGGCGGUUGGGUCAAUCGAGAAUGCUUUCAAAAAUGAUGGUCUGGGUUUUGAUAGUGAAGGAUUUCAAGACUUCUUUAGUAAGGUCAAUGAUCAAAACCUUGUUGAUGUAAGAAUUCAAGCCCUUUCUGGCGAAGGUAGCGUUGGAAAUAGUGGUCUGAGUUUUGGUGGUGAAGGAAUCCAAUUUUGGUUCGGGGAAGUUGCGCGUUCAAAUCUUGAUGGUAAAGGAGUCCAGGGUCAUUUUGGUGAUAAUGUAUGUGGAGAUGGAGGCGAAACUCUUGGAGUUGAAGCUAUUCAAUGUGAGUCUGGUGAAAUUGGAGGAAGCAAUGGUGACAGACAGGGGGUGGUAGGGUUAAAAGGAAAGCGUGGCCGGCCAAAGGGAUCGAAGAAUAAGAGUAAAACUUUUGCUGCUGAUGCUAAAGAGGGUAUUGAAAGGUUGGAAGGUGCUUCUGGUGAAAAUGGAGUCAAAGAUGAGGUUGUUAGGUCGAAGGGUAGGCCAAAGGGUUCAAAGAAUAAAAAGAAAAGUCUUGAAAUGGACACAAACAAUGGAACGCCCGGUAACAAUGUCGAUGGAAAUAGCAAUGAGCAAGGGACCCUUUGUCUGACAGCUUUAGAUAACGAGAGGCUCAUUCUUGUGGGCGAUAAAGAUACAGGAUCGGUUGUUGAAGUAGCCAUUUCUUGUAAUGAACUUAGGAAUGAGAUUGUCGGGCAAAAAAAAAAGCGUGGUCGACCAAAGGGUUCAAAGAGUAAGAAAAAAAAUCUUGGGAGUCAAGAAAAUAAGGGAAUGUCAGGCGAAGUUGUGAUUGAUAAUGGCGGUGAUGAAAUUGUUCGGCCUAUCUGCUUAGAGUAUGAGAGGCAGACUCUAGUAGGAGAGGAAGAGAGGAAAUUGCCUUUUGAUGCAACUCGUAGUGAAGGUGGGAAUGAGAUUACCCGCCCAAAGGGUAAGCGUGGCCGACCAAAGGGUUCAAAGAACAAGAAGGAAAGUUCUGCAGGUCAAGAAAAUCAGGGAAUGCCCGGGGAUAUUGGGGUUGCCAAUGAUGGUGGUGAUAAAACUGUUUGUCGAACCAUUGUGGAGAAUGGGAAGCUUAAUUCUGUAGGUCAGGAAGAUAGGGGAUUGCCUAUUGAUGAUGUUGAAGGUGGGAAUGGGAUUGUCUGGCCAAAGGAUAAGCGUGGACUACUAAAGGGUUCAAAGGAUAAGAAGAAAAAUUCAGCAGGUCAAGAAAAUGGAGUACCUACAGAUAUUGUGGUUGUUAAUAGUGGUGGUGAUAAAACUCUUUGGCCAAUGGCUGUGGAGAAUGGGAGGCUGCGUAAUGGUGAUGAAGAAGGAAAUGAGACUUUUCGGCAAACAAACGAGCACGGUGGACCAAAGGGUUCUAAAAAUGUAAACAAUACAGCAGGUCAAGAAAAUAGAGAAAUAGCUGCCAAAAUUGUGGCUGUUAAUGAUGGCUACGAUAAAUCUGUUUGGCCAACGGAAUUGGAAAAUGAGAGACAAGCUUUUCUAGGUAAGGAAGGUAGGGGAUUGCCUUCGAAAGACACUAAUGACAUCAAAGGUGGAAAUGAGAUUGUCGGGCCAAAGAAUAAACGUGGUCGACCAAAGGGUUCAAAGAAUAAGCAGAAAAUUCUUCCUGGCAAAGAAAAUCAGGGAAUGCCCUGCAAACUCAUGGGCAGAAAUGAUAGUAGUGGUGUUGAAACUUUUUGGCCAAUGUGGUCUGAGAAUGAGAGGCCUACUCUUGUAAGUGAAGAAGAUCAGGAGAUCGUGAUUGAAGCCACGGGUGGUAAUGGGAGUGCAGAUAAGAUUAUCCAGCCAAAAGAUAAUCGUAAGCGUUCAAAGGACAACAAAAACCAACCCAAGGGUUCAAAGCAUAAGAGAGUUAUUAUUGUUGGUGAAGCUUUGAAUAAGAUACUAGCGCAGAGACAUCAAGAUUACACAUUUCCUUCCAAGCUAGUUCCAGUUGAGCAAUUGAGGUAUUCUGGUGAAAUAGAGACUGAGUCUAAUGAGUUAACAUCUGAACCCGGCAAAGUUUGGAAAAGACCUAGAGGGAGGCCCCGGAAGUUCAACAACCAACAGAGUAAUUCUGAUGGCUUUAGGGAGGGAAGACCAACUUCAAAUGGAUUGGAAAAUUCAGGAUUAUCAGGUGAUACUAGCAAGAAAAGUCGAAGGAGUUUAAUGUGCCAUCAGUGCUGGAGGAAUGAUAGAAGCGGAGUUGUUGUUUGUUCUAAUUGCAGAAAGAAAUGUUAUUGCUACAACUGCCUUGCAAAGUGGUACCCAGAGAAAACAAGAGAUGAUAUGGCGAUUGCAUGUCCAUUUUGUCGCGGUAAUUGCAAUUGCAGAGUAUGUCUCAAGGAGGACUUAAAUGUGAUGGUUGGACAUGAACAAGAAGAUAAGGAUAACAAUGUCAAAUUGCAAAAGUUGCUUUACAUGCUAUAUAAAACUCUGCCUCUCCUCAGGCAUAUUCAACAGGAGCAGAGCUCUGAAUUAGAGGCAGAAGCCAGCAUACGUGGUGUCAAAGUUGUGGAAGAGGAUAUUUCAAGAUCUGUACUUGACGAUGAUGAUAGAGUAUAUUGUGACAAUUGCAAUACAUCCAUUGUUAAUUUCCUCCGAAGCUGCUCCAAUCCUGAUUGUUCUUAUGAUCUCUGUCUCACUUGUUGCCGAGAACUAAGAACUGGAUUGCAGCGUGGAGGUGAUGAAGCAGAAUCUUCCCACCAACAGCUUUUUGAAGGACUAACCGGUCAAAAUACAGAACUGAAUGUUCAGACUGCAAAUGGGAAGACAUAUGAUUGGGAGAGCCAUGUGGCCUUUCCUGUGAAUGAGGGCAUAGCUGACAUGUCAUGUAACUUUCCUAAUUGGAAAGCAGAGGCUGAUGGUAGGAUUCCUUGCCCUCCAAAAGUGCGAGGAGGUUGUGGUAGUGAGAUGCUUGCACUGAGACGUAUAUUUGAAGCUAAUUGGGUCGACGAUUUGAUUAAGAGUGCAGAGGACCUCAUUUUCAAGUAUCAACCACCAGAUAAUGAUUUUUCUCUAGGAUGUUCUUUGUGUCAUCCUACGAACAUUGCAGGAAAUGCAAAAAUGGAUUCUGAAGUAAGGCGAGCAGCUUAUAGGGAGAGCAGUCAUGAUAACUUGCUCUAUUGCCCAAAUGCUGUUCACUUGGGGGACAAUGAGUUUGAACAUUUUCAAAUGCAUUGGAUGCGAGGUGAACCUGUCAUUGUUAGAAAUGUACUGGAAAAGACUACUGGUCUUAGUUGGGAACCAAUGGUCAUGGGGAGGGCUUUUGUUGGGGCAAAAAAAAUACUAAAGGAGGAGGUAGCCAGGUUUAAAGCCAUUGAUUGCUUCCAUUGGUGUGAGGUUGAGAUUAAUAUCUUCCAGUUCUUCAAGGGCUAUCUACAGGGCCGUAGUUAUAGGAAUGGGUGGCCAGCAAUGUUGAAGCUGAAGGAUUGGCCUGCUUCAAAUUCUUUUGAGGAGUGUCUGCCAAGACAUGGCGCUGAAUUUGUUGCCAUGCUUCCCUUUUGUGACUAUACCAAUCCUAGGUCUGGUCUUCUGAAUCUAGCCACCAAGCUUCCUGCUGUUUUGAAGCCAGACCUGGGACCCAAAACAUACGUUGCUUAUGGAUCUUUGAAAGAGCUUGGUAGAGGUGAUUCAGUGACAAAAUUACAUUGUGACAUUUCUGAUGCGGUUAAUGUACUGACCCACACAAAUGAAGUAAAGAUUCCUCCGGGCCAACAAAAAGUCAUAAACAAAUUAAAAAAGAAAUAUGAAGCUGAAGAUUUCCAUAAGCUUUGUGGUGGGACACAUAAGUUUCCAAGGACAUCUAAAAGAAAGCCACCAAAAAGAUCUUGCAAAGAUAAAAGCAUGGCUCAUAAAUAUCCUAAAAAAGCAGACAUUACCGAGAGCGACUCUGCCUUACUGGAAAGGCUAAUUGCAGAGGAAGGAACACUGGAUGAACAACAAAAUAAAUCCUUGGAUUUGUGUAAAUUAGGAUCAGGUAGAGCUUGGGCUUUUGGCAGUCCUGCUUCUCCAGAAAGCCAAGUGGUUGUUAAGUCUGAUGGCGAGUCAGUGGGAGAUUUUGAUAAAAUGGUUCAGAAAUUGGAUCUUCAUACGUGUGAUUCGAGCUCCUCUUUGUCGGGAAGGAAUUUUGAGAGGACAAGUGAUAUGGUUAAGAAAGAGGUUGACUUGAUAAGAUGCUCGUCACCAUGUAAUGAACUUGCAAAAGAUGGAACAGUUGAAAGAAAUUCAUGUGAUCUAAAUCAUCAGCCUCCUAAUAUAACAGCUGAACUAAAGUCUGUCAGCGGGGAAUAUUCUUCGAGUGAAACAGUUUUAGGCAAUGUAAUUAACGAUUUAGAGUCAACCCAACUGGAUGCAAAUUCGGCUAGAGAUUCCCUUCAAAACAAUGAUAUCUCGGAGAUCGUAUAUGGAGGUGCUGUUUGGGACAUUUUUCGCCGGCAGGAUGUGCCCAUGUUAAUUGAGUACCUACAGAAGCAUCAGAAAGAAUUCUGCCACAUCAAUAAUCUUCCUGUGAAUUCUGUUAUUCAUCCUAUUCACGACCAAACCUUUUAUCUAAAUGAGAGGCAUAAAAAUCAGCUGAAGGAAGAGUUCGGUGUUGAACCAUGGACAUUUGAGCAACACCUCGGUGAGGCUGUGUUCAUUCCUGCGGGAUGUCCUCAUCAAGUGAGAAAUAGACAGUCAUGCACCAAAGUGGCCCUCGACUUUGUUUCCCCUGAGAACGUUCAAGAAUGCAUUCGGUUGACAGAGGAGUUUCGUUUGCUACCAAAAGACCAUAGAUCUAAGGAAGAUAAAUUGGAGGUAAAGAAAAUGGCAGUAUAUGCUGUUUGUGUUGCUGUUAGUGAAGCCAAAAGUCUGACGUCAAAAAUUGUUUCAUCACAUGGAGACAAGAAAGCUUAGGGGCAUCCAUUUUAAUUGAUGGCUCCCCUUAGAAAAGUAUAAAGGACUUAACUGUCAAGAAAUUAGUUGCUGUUCAGCGUGUUGCACAUCUUGGACACAUUUUUGUUGGGAAUGGUUAGUGACCAUCAGUGAUGUUUUCCUACCUCAAAACCCUGGACUGUUCAGAGCAAGUUUUUUGUAUAUUGUACUGGAUCCAUGCUGGACUCUUGUAAAGAACUACUUUUUGUCAAUGAUAGUUAAAUGGGGUAAUUAUGGAUGCCA